CUGAAAGGCCCCGGCCGGCCUACCUAGUAGUACCUCGCAAGGCCAAGGAUCACGAAAAAUGCGUUGGGUUGCACAAAAAAUGCUACAUUCCGGAAGUUUUACCGAAAGUGACUGCGGUGUUUCACGUGCGCUUGCGUCGACAAGAAGAUUUGUGGUGGAGAAGAAGCCUAGCAUGGUUACAUCUCCGUUAUGAAUGGAGCUUCGUCGCCCAAUGGCUUGCCCAUUCAAGGACCAAUGACUAAUGGCCAGCAUGAGCCCAGCAAUGGGCCCGAGUCACCACAGAGUCCCAGCGUCGGCGAGGGCUCUCCGGUACCGGACGACUCCCUGCCACAUCCCGGACAAGUAUAUUCCGUAACCGUGGUGGCAGCAUGUGGUUGUUGCUUGCUGUGGGCAGUGCGUGCUGACAGUGACAGUGAUGAGAAACGAAAGAAGAUCAAGACCAGGUUGACGGAGUACUCCGCCGCCGGCGACAGUUCUCAGCGGCUUGCAGACUUCAAUGUGGGUCGUAUGUGUGCUGCUCGCGGCCAGGAUGGAGCGUGGAGACGAGGUCGUAUCAGUAGUCCGCCGUUCGCGGUAGGCGAGAGCCAUUGGAGCGUCUCUGUUCAAUUCGUGGACGAUGGUGUUUCUGAAGUUCUUGCCACGAGUGGCUUGCUGCAAUUGCCUGAGGAUAUGCUGUUGUCUGUUGUACCAGCCCAGGCAAUAAAGCUAUGGUUACAUGGGUUGUACCCAUCUACGGAGGGCCAGCACAACAGCGAGAUGGCUAUGUCAGUCCUGAACAGCAUGACGCAGGGCCAGAAGUGUGAUGCUGAAGUGUGCCAUGCAUCCAGAGAAGGUGUCAUCUAUGUACGUCUGACCAAGGAUGGGCAGAGCAUCAAUGAUGCAUUACUCACUACGCCGUUCGUCGAACCAUACCAAGGUAGAGGCGGAAGUGCUGGUAGUAAACGUGCCAACGAGUCAUUUCCAAAUAGAAGUAACAGUGCCGCCAACAAGAGACCGUCGACACCUGUCACUCCGGGUAUGAACCGUGGUCCACCUCAAGCAGUGAUGCCGGGAUAUUCGGCUGUCCGCAUGCAGGGCCCCAACAGACCAACGACAAGUGGCUUUCACAAAGGCAUUGGCACAGACCCCAGUGGCUACACGAUCAUGCAGCUAACUGGUAGCCCUACUGAUGUCCGUCUAUGCUCAAUCACAGAGUUUGCCCACUUCUCUGUUCAGAUUGUCCGUCCAGAUCUUCAGCAGGGUCUACAACGCCUCAACAGUGAUAUGGAUGCGCUUCAUGCCCGGACGAAGAAUGCUAGUUACACUCCUCGUGAGGGCGAUAUCUGCUGUGCCAGGUUCAGAGCUGACCGCCGAUUCUACCGAGCACGUGUUGAGCAUGUUCAUGCAGAUGGUCGUGUUGAUGUUACCUUUGUGGAUUACGGUAACCGAGACAGUGUGCCUGUCAGCGACCUGCGGCACAUGAAACGUGAAUUUGGUACACUCCCGUUCCAGGCAAUCUCCUGUGCACUUGCAGGCGUUGUUCCGGCAAAUCCUGCAGGCGUAUGGCCACCUCCUGCUCGAGACAUGCUACAGCGUCCUGGACGACUUGUCGCUCGUCUUGUCAUACCACCGUCAUCACCAAAGAGUCCAUGUUUGGUAGAACUCUACGACCGUACACCAGGAUUCAAUGUUCUGCUCAAUGACGAGCUGGUACUUCGCGGCCACGCCUUGCCUGCUGAUGUGACUGCACCUUCACCUGUUUUAACUGCACCCACUACACCCGUGUCGCCCACCAGUCCCGCUCCAGCCACCUUCCCAAUAUCUACCACAUCCGGAAACAGCACUGCUCGCACUCUGCGUGAUGACCGUGCUGUGCAGCUAACAGCAGGCAAAGUCUAUAGUGUGGAAGUCGUGUAUAUUCACCAUGUCGGUAUGUUCUACUUGCGUCUAGCUGAUGAGACACUGAGUCAGCAGCUUGUCGAGCUUAAUAAUCAUAUACACGAAGUGUGCUCAUCUCCAUCGAGUUACGACGCAUCUUUCCACCCGUCUGUCGGUGAAUUGUGCUGUGCGCGCUUCAGUGAUAACGGCCGCUACUAUCGCGCUAAGGUCCAUCACCUGUGUCUGGGCGACACCAAGGUCGUUGUGUAUUAUGUUGAUCUGGGUCAGAGAGAAGUCGUCUCCUACACUGAAGUGCGGCCAAUGACUAGCUCAAUGAUCCAGUUGCCUUUCCAAGCCAUCCCAGCUAGUUUCUACAAUCUCACCAAGGGUACUGGCCAAUGGCCUGAAGAAGGCAAACGUCUUCUCCACCAGCUAACAAAGAGCAAGGCUGUCCGCUGUGUGUGCCAUGGUGGACAGAUGACAUACAGGGUGGAACUGUUUGACGAUGCUGAGCAGGAGAGCCCACUAGAUAUCAGAGCUGCUCUUCAACUCGCUGGUGUGGGACGAAUCAUCACCACAGCUGCUGAUGCAAAAGCGGCCGCUGCUGCAGCAGCAGCAGCCGCGGCAGCCACCAGUGACAAGGUUGAAACGAAUCGUCUUCAGUUGUCAACCAUGUCCUUAAAUCGCCCAUCAUCGUCACAGCAGCGCUUUAUGGUAGAAUCGUUGAAGAGAGCAGUAUUACCGACUGAUGGGUCACAUGUUAAUGUUGUCGUCACCGAUAUCACUAGUCCGUCGCUCUUUUGGGUUACGUGUGUGGAUAAUGUUGGUGCUCUAAACAACUUGCUACAAAGUAUGGCCACAUCUUAUCCGGCUGAUGCGGAACCACAUCGACCUCUAGCUGGUGAGGUGUGCGCUGCACGAUUCUCCGGUGAUGGUGCCUGGUACCGAGCUUUAGUCACCAGCGUGGCAGACACAUUCAUCCAGGUCACGUUCGUUGAUUUCGGUAACUCGGAAACAACAACAAUCAAUGCUCUUCAACCCCUCCGGCCAGAGCACUCCUCGCUUGCACUGCAGGGUAUCCGCUGCUGUUUGGCUGGCGUUAAGCCUAUGCAUGGUGCUGAGUGGGAUGCAGAGGCGACUGGACAGUUCCGACAACUAACUGAGGGUGUUCGCCUUACUUGUCACUCAACAUCGCAACGUAGCGGCCACCGCUUCUCCAUCCAUCUUGCCCUCGCAUCAGCCCCUAAUGAAGUCAUCGCCACACGCCUCAUCUGCUCUGGCUAUGCCGCAAGCAACACUUCAUAGUAAGAUUCAUCCUGAUCAUAAAUCCUUUUUGUUGCGAUUUCAAUACUUCUCGUGUUGAGCUCUCAUGUAAAGCACCAUGCAUAUCAUUUCCUUUCUGUCAUUCUAACAUCCUAGCCAAGAAGUUCCACAGUCAUAUUCAAUUGAAUAUGAUUCAUCUUAGUGUCCAAAAUCAUAACCUUUUUUUCCGCGAACAGUAGUCCCUUUGGGACGUUUUCUUUUUGAAAAAGCAAGAAAUAUUUGAAGUAGAUCUGCUAACCCUAUCAAUGCUGCCAAAAAAAGGGCUUUGAUCAGGCCCACUGUACACAAACAAACAUGUUGUGAACCAACCACUGAAAUAUAUUUUAGACUGUAAUAAUAGUAAUGGCAUCAUACUGCCUUUUCCCCUUACAUGGAUACUCAAUAUUAUUUCUUAUCUCGAGGUAUUUCGAAAGAUACCACCCAUGUUGUUUGAAACCAUCACUUUGCCUCCUUUU
Messenger RNA from Sycon ciliatum, 3635 nucleotides. Its product is annotated as tudor domain-containing protein 1-like. NCBI's taxonomy places the organism in Eukaryota, Metazoa, Porifera, Calcarea, Leucosolenida, Sycettidae. Bases 190 to 3162 code for a protein of 990 amino acids. The transcript is spliced from 2 exons. The record is from RefSeq and is a predicted model, not a curated record.